UCCAUUGCUAAAUAUUACUCGCAUAGUCGCAUUACCCCGGCAAAUUUCAGUGACGAUAUCUUCAUUCCACCUCCUCCUUACCCCGGCAAAUUAAAUCAAAAUCUUUACAGUUCAGUCCAACUAUAAAUAAACCCAACUCUCCAAAACCCACCCAUAAACCACCACAAAUGGCGUCGGCUGAUCUAGCACCACCAUCACACCCACCGCGCUCACACACCGACUUCUUCGGCGACCCAAUCGACGAUUCAAGCCCACUCUGGUUCAAGAAAGACCUCUUUCUCUCUCCUGAUUUCGACUCCGAAUCCUACAUUUCCGACCUCCGAACCUUCGUACCCUUCGACACUCUCCGAUCUCAGCUCCACUCUCACCUCUCUUCUCUCAAGCACCAGCUAGUUGAUCUCAUCAAUAGAGAUUACAAUGAUUUCGUUAAUCUCAGCACUAAUCUCGUCGAUGUUGAUUCUUCCGUUGCUCGAAUGCGCGCCCCCUUGUCUGAUCUUAGGGAGAAGAUCGCCGCGUUUAGGGAUUGUGUUCAGGAUUCACUGGUUUCGCUUCAGAAUGGGUUGAAUCAGAGAGCUGAGGCUGCUAAUGCUAGGGAAGUCCUGGAGUUGCUGCUUGAUACUUUCCAUGUCGUUUCUAAGGUUGAGAAGUUAAUAAAGGAACUACCUAGUGUUCCUGCUGAUUGGUCGAAUGGUGACAUGAGUACAUCAGAAAAGAAUCAUCUAAGCAACGGAAUAUCUUUGCAACAAUCUGAGAAUGAAUCAAAUGUAAGAGAGACUCAGAGCAUGCUUUUGGAGAGAAUCGCCAGUGAAAUGAACAGGUUGAAGUUCUACAUGGCUCAUGCAAAGGACCUACCUUUUAUUCAGAACAUUGAGAAGAGAUUUCAAAGUGCUACUCUUUUAUUAGAUGCUAGCUUGGGGCAUUGCUUUUCAGAUGGUCUAGAGCACCGAGAUGAAAAUGCCAUAUACAAUUGCUUACGCGCUUAUGCUGCCAUUGACAACACUAGAAAUGCUGAAGAAAUUUUCCGCACAACCAUUGUUGCCCCCCUAAUAGAGAAGAUUAUUCCUCAUGGUUCUUCAGGGUUGAUCGGUGUGGCUGCAAAUGAUGAACUUGAGGCUGAUUUUCAGGAAAUGAAACAGUGUAUUGAGAAAGACUGUACAUUCUUGCUGAGAAUCUCUUCAAAAGAGAAUUCAGGUUUUCAUGUAUUCGACUUUUUGGCCAAUUCGAUCCUCAGAGAGGUGUUUUCAGCGAUUCAGCAAGGAAAGCCUGGGGCUUACUCACCUGGAAGGCCUACGGAAUUUUUGAAAAAUUAUAAAUCAAGCUUAGAUUUCUUGUCCCAUCUGGAAGGUUACUGCACAUCCAGAUAUGCAGUGUCUAAAUUCAGAGCAGAGCCAGUAUGUGUUGACUUCAUGAAGCAAUGGAAUCUUGGGGUUUACUUCUCAUUGAGGUUUCAAGAAAUAGCCGGGGCUUUGGAUACUGAGCUUAUGGCUCCCAGCCUGGUGGUGGUGCAAGAACGUCGUGAGGAUGGAAAAUUUCCAGCUUUGAUUUUGAAACAAAGUGUUACUCUCUUGGAGAGUUUGAGGUCCUGUUGGGGCGAAGAUGUACUGGUGUUGUCGUGCUCUGACAAAUUUCUUCGUCUGUCAUUGCAACUUCUUUCAAGGUAUACCAAUUGGUUGUCAAGCGGACUCCAUGCUCGGCAAUCGGGUCACGGGAAUGCAAAACCUGGAGCUGAAUGGGCGAUCUCUGCUGGACCUGAAGAUCUUCUAUAUAUUAUUCAUGAUGUAAAGCACCUUGUGGAUGAGGUUUCUGGUGACUACGUCGGACAUGUAAUGAAGCUACUUUCUUCCUGUCCCUCCGAAGUGCUGGAUCCUGUCAAACAGAGCAUAUUGCAAAGUGCGAAAUCUUUGGAGAAUAUGGUACCCCCAGUGAUAAAAUCAAUAGUAGAUGUGCUGGUUGAGAAGUCUGUUGAGGCUCUGCUUCAACUGAAGGGCAUUUCUGCGACAUACAGGAUGACCAACAAACCUCUACCUGUCCAGCAUUCUCCAUAUGUUUUAGCAAUCCUUCACCCUCUCAAGGCUUUCUUGGAAGGAAACAGAGCUGCCACAUAUCUGGAUGAUGGAACAAAACAUGAACUCCUACAAGGUGCUGCAUUAGAGAUCACCAAGAGUUAUUAUGAGUUGGUCUCUGAACUAGUUAAUGUGGCAAGAAAAACAGAGAGUUCAUUGCAGAGACUACGUCAAGGUGCGCAAAGGCGAACUGGAGCAAGCUCUGAUGUAAACGACCAUAAUGUAUCUAAUACUGAUAAAAUUUGCAUGCAGUUAUUCCUUGAUAUACAGGAAUACGGGCGUAAUCUGGCUGCCCUUGGAGUUGAUGCUGCUAAGAUAGAAGAUUACCAAUCUUUGUGGCAGUGUGUGGCGCCUGCAGAAAAGCAAAAUACGAUAACCUUGUAGACUAAAGUUUAGCUCUACCAAUAUUAUAGAGUUUCUUUUUUUUUUUUUUUUUUUUUAAUCUUGCAAUACCAGUUCUACUGUUCUAGUGACUGUAGCAAUCUCCUGUAGUUGAUAUUUUUCCUUGUAAAUUUUUUUGUUUUUUUAUUCUUUAUUUAAAAAAAUAUGAUUUACCCUGUAAUUCUACGUGGUGACAUGGUGUUAAUAGUAGUUAGUGGCUGGAUUAUUUUUU
Molecule: messenger RNA, 2676 nt
Organism: Spinacia oleracea (spinach)
Lineage: Eukaryota; Viridiplantae; Streptophyta; Magnoliopsida; Caryophyllales; Amaranthaceae
Product: conserved oligomeric Golgi complex subunit 2
Exons: 12
Coding region: 168-2447 (759 amino acids)
Biological process (GO): intra-Golgi vesicle-mediated transport; protein transport; Golgi organization
Cellular component (GO): COG complex; membrane
Source: RefSeq, a predicted model, not a curated record